This is a messenger RNA of Paramecium octaurelia, 1275 nucleotides long. The record is from the annotation of a GenBank genome assembly. Lineage: Eukaryota; Ciliophora; Oligohymenophorea; Peniculida; Parameciidae.
AUGCUUUAAGUACCUUGUUAUAAACACGAAGGAUAAUAUUUAUUGUUUUUUCUACCAGAAUAAGAGAUAACUUAAUACUUUUGUGAUAUCUGCCUUCUCUCAUUGUAAGAAAAUCCAAAUUUAGAAAAAUUUUAAAAGCUAAUUCAUAUCAAUAAAGUAAAAUUGAAUUUCAUUAGGCAUUAAAAUAACCUGAAUAUCUAAUUACUAAAUUGGAUAUCGACAAAUAGUUAUAUAAUUAUUUUACUGAGUUCAGUAAAUAAGAUGAUUUUGCUUUAAUUACCGAACUUAAGGAGAUUGAAUAAAAGAUCCAAGAAAUGCAUAAAACCUUAGCAAACUUGUUUUAGGAACUUUAAUUAUUUAUAAAGGCUAGGGAAGAUCUGAAAUAAAAAAUAAGAGAUGAUUUAAAUUAGGUAAUUAGUAUAUAUUAUCGAGAUCGUUAAAAUUGACCAAUUGAAGGAAAUAAUAAUAAGUUUGAAUUAGUUAGGCGAUACUGUCAAUCCAUAAGCUAUUGAAAUGAGUGAGUAGAACUUACAUUAAUAUAUAAAAAAUUUAAUUUAAAAUAAUGGAGCCUAUUUAAAUGAGAAACUUUUUAUUGCUUUGGAUUAAAAGUAAAAUCUUAAAAAUUUGAAGAUUGAGAGAUUUUCAGAAUUUCAAAAAUUUACUGAAUUAUAUCAUCAAAUUUCAGAUUAACAUUUUAGAUUAAAUAAAUUGGUAUCACUAAAUCUUGAAACCAAAAUAAAUUGUAAACUACUAAAAUAAUAAUUUUUCUAAAAAAUACAAGAUACCAUUUAGAGCAAAACAGCUAAAAAAUUAUUAUAGGCUUAACUGAUUUUUUCAGGAACAAAAGAAAAUUUAAAUGGAAAUUUAUUUUUAACAAAAGUAAUUGGUAAAAGCAAUUUGUUAUUUGUUUUUAAAUCCAGCAGUUAGAAUAUAUUUGGAGCUUAUACUCCUUGCAAAUGGAUUAAGAUAGAUUCUAACUAUUAAUAUAUUCAAGAUGAUUAAUGCUCUUCCUUUAUAUUUUCAUAAACCUAAGAUUAAAUUUAUCCUUUGAAAUAAGAUUAAAAGUAAUAUGCCCUCUGCUGUCAUUCAGGCUAUCCAAUAGCCUUUGGAGGUGGUCAUGAUAUAUCAAUCAAUUCUGAUUUUUAAACUGGCUAUUCCAAACUAGGAUUUUCCUACAAAUGGGACCAAUAUUAAGAUGCCUCAAGCACUCAUUUGUUUGGCUAAGAUCAACCUAAAAUUCAGGAAUGUGAAGUCUUCGAAAUAAAAUUUAUUUGA